UCCUUGUGCCUGAUUGGGCAGCGUGAAUCCCACCGCUCUCCCGCAGUAGUGAGGCUUAUAGUGAAGAGUGCCCCUCGCAUUCCCCCAUUGGUCGUUAGAAGGUCCGCCUUGUUGUUUGAUUGGUGAUCGACCCCUGCCCUAGUGGCCGGUGAGGGCCAACUGCCGCCGCUUUUCGGCCCGGCAUGGCGGGUUGCAAGGCGUCCAGAACCCGAGCCCGCAGGAAAAGUGGCCGGAAUCGGCCAGCUACUCCGAUUUUAUAGAAGAACUAUUCCCAUAUGAAGAUGGGACUGCUGGUGUUUAUGCGUAACGUGCUACUUGCUCUCUGCCUCUUUCUAGUCUUGGGGUUUCUGUAUUAUUCAGCUUGGAAACUGCAUCUUCUCCGAUGGGAGAAUUCAAAUUCAGUGGUUCUUUCCUCUGACUCCGUUGGACAUUCAAUAGGCUCAGAAUAUGACAAACUAGGAUUUCUUCUGAAGUUGGAUUCCAAACUGCCUCCAGAGAUAGCAUCAAAAUAUGGUAAUAUCUCAGAGGGUGUUUGCAAGCCUGGGUAUGCUUCUGCUUUGAUGACUGCCAUUUUUCCAAAAUUCUCCAAGCCAGCACCAAUGUUUUUGGAUGAUUCCUUCAGGAAAUGGGCAAAAAUCCGGGAUUUUCUUCCACCUUUUGGGAUUAAAGGACAAGAUAAUCUAAUCAAAGCCAUUUUGUCAGUAACCAAGAAUUACCACCUUACUCCAGCCCUUGACAGUCUUAGCUGCCGACGAUGUGUCAUUGUGGGAAAUGGUGGCAUUCUAGCAAACAAGUCACUGGGGUUGAAAAUUGAUGACUAUGAUAUUGUUAUCAGGCUGAAUUCUGCUCCAGUGAAAGGCUUUGAAAAGGAUGUUGGUGGCAAGACAACAAUGCGGAUAACGUAUCCAGAAGGGGCUAUCCAGAAACCGGAGCAGUAUGAGAAGGAUUCCCUGUUUGUACUGGCAGGGUUCAAGUGGCAGGAUUUCAAGUGGCUGAAGUACAUUGUUUAUAAGGAAAAAGUGAGUGCUUCUGAUGGCUUUUGGAAGUCUGUGGCAACCCAUGUUCCAAGAGAGCCCCAUGAGAUCCGAAUCCUGAAUCCAUAUUUCAUCCAGGAGGCAGCCUUCAGCUUUAUUGGCCUUCCUUUCAACAACGGCCUGAUGGGCAGAGGGAACAUUCCUACCCUGGGAAGUGUAGCAAUUACCAUGGUGCUCCACAAUUGUGAUGAAGUAGCAGUGGCUGGAUUUGGUUAUGACAUGAACUCUCCCAAUGCACCACUACAUUACUAUGAGAACAUCAAGAUGUCUGCCAUCAAAGAGUCCUGGACGCACAACAUCCAGCGAGAGAAGGAGUUCCUACGAAAACUGGUAAAAGCUCGAGUAAUCACGGACCUCACCAGUGGAAUCUGAAGAAAAGCACAGCCACUGUGCUGGAGAGCACAGCCACAUGUAUCCGGAUAAGGACAAGGGCAGCGAGAGGUCUUGAGCCAGAAUCCCAGCUUCUUAGAGAUGCCCUGUGUCUGUGGAUCGUCUCCCUGGCUUGCUUUGUCUGCCUGCAUCGGGGCCAGCAGGGGAGCAGCAGCUCUUGGUUUAAGAGGGCCAGCCCUCACUUGGAACUGCAGGAGGAUGUUUUGCUGGAGAUAAAACGUCAGUGGAAAGAAGAAAAAUAGGCCUGUGAAACAAAAUAAAUUUGUGCCAAGCGGAAACAGGAGCCAGGCCAGAUGCAGCAGUGUUUGAAUGUAGAAGACGUUAUUUUUUUUAAUAGCAAGAGAUGAGAAUUACAAUAAAUAUAUCAAUGGGCAAAGUGGAGCCUAGCCUUUGAACAGGCCGGGUGGGACGCUUCCAUUAGCACUGCAUCCAGCCUGUCCCUGGGCCAGCCAUGGCCCCUUUGCAGGGUCUCAGCUCAUCCAAGGUUUGUCUGCUGUUGGUGCUGCUAUAACGUCAAGGUAUUGUGACCUCUCUUUGCUCUAGAUGGAGCAAAUUAGAGUUCUGUUAGAUCUUCGGACUCCCUGCUUCUCAGGGGGUCUCCACUGCUGCCACUGUUCAUCUGGCUGCAUUUUUACACUAUCCAGGAAGCUCACCUCAUUAUGUUUAGGGGACUUAACCUGAUUUGCAGGUUUACCACAGAUUCUGCUGGCAGAUAACCCAGUAUUCGUUUUCGUAAGUAUCUGUAUCAUGCUUCUGAACAGUAUGAUACUUUUUCUGUUCUUGUUUCUUUGGAGAAGGAAUAAUUUAUUUUUGGAUAAGAACCAAAACUGUCCUAAAAUAUGAAGAUUUAUCACUGUUUAUAGUGCCAGAGAUUCAUUCUACUAUACUUAGUUUAUGAGAAUAAUACCUUGAUAGGGUGUAGAUUUUUCUGUACACUAUGAUAAAAGAUGACAACUACCUUGUUUUUCAGCUUCCAUAUGUCUGGUUUUGUUUUGUUUUUUCCAGACGAUUUCUACAUCCCUCUCUAUUCUUUUUAAAAGAAUAGCAGGGACUCUUUGUUACAUCUCUGCUCUUUGUUUCAAAUGCAGUAUUUGCACAAGUAUGUACUAUCUGUAUUGGUAAGAUUCGAAAUACACGUUUGAGACCCAGUGGUGCAUUUCAGUUAAUUAGCUUGCCUUUCCUUAUAUGAAGAGGAUGUGAGAACCUGGCAACUCUUCUCAUGAAGACAGAGCUGAAGAAUUCUCAUCCUGUAUAGGUCAAGGGCACAGCUUGCAUUCAGUACUGUGAAUAUGCAUUUUGCUUGCUCAGUGCCCUAAACUAAGAUAGGAGGUUCUUAACAGGGCACUGGGUACACUGCCAAAUAAGCAAAGUUGAGGCAGUAGCUCAACUGUUCCCAUAAUUAUUUUUAGAGAUGGUCAGAAACUGGAAAAAGUACAACUCUAUAAUAAUGCAACUAGUAAUGUAAAAGAUCCUACACAAUCACGUAGUAAUGUCUUUGCAGAAGAAGUCUACAAUAUUGGCCUGUCUGAGUAAUGUGGCAGUGUACCCCAAAUGUGCAGUUUUCAUUGCAUACAUACUUCAGUAUGCCUGCUUGAAUGGCGGAGGGUAACUGCUUUAUUUGUUGGCCUUCAUAGUCUUGACAGACCCUUCCCAACCAAGAGUAAAUUUUAAUAUGUCUAGAGUAUGGGCCUGCAACUAGCAUUUCUAAACAAUUUAUGUAGUUUGCUGCCCCAAGACGUUAUGAUGGUAACUUGUAACUUUAAAAUUAGAUAAAAUAAGUACAGGGAGGAUAAGGCCAUCCAAUAGUUAUUAUGGUUAUAUGGAACUUGCUGAUUCAGAGGAGGGGUACUUUGAAAUAUCAGUAGCUGAAGAGCAAUGGCACUAUAUGUUACUACCUUCAUGCCAUGAAUGUAGGUCUCCUGGAACAUCUGGCUGGCAAUUGAGGGAAGCAUGGUGCUGGGCUAGUUGGGCUUUUGAUCUAAUCUGAUGGAGCUUAUCUCCUUAAUCUUAUGAUUGGAAGCCAAUAUCUUUGAAUUUUACCCGUUCUCCAUUUAUUCGCUAUGGACAUGUCCUUCUGAAGGAGGAUAAGCAUAGAAAUAUCGUUUGGCCACACCAGCAAAAGUUGGAAUGGCUCCACAGGCCUAAGGAAUAUAGUAUUCACCUGAAAGACUAGUUUUUCCCUAAAUAAUUUACCUUUAAAACAAGAUUCACUUAGAUGGCAAUGGAGAUAAAUUCAUUUUGUUUUUCAAUCUCCCUUUUGGAAGGAAGGGACCAACUUUUGUAUAAAUAUGGUACUUGAGUCACUGAGGUGUUUGGGUGGAGCUAAUUGCAGCACUUGUAUCAGUGUAUAUGUUUCUUGGAUUACAUGUUCUUUUUCUGUGUCCUUUUCUCACUGGAUGUUGUGAGUCCAGGAUUCCACACUUGUCGGCAGCUAAACAUCCACUCUCCAAACAGUCAGGAUGGGUUUUGUACUAAAAGGAGACAAACAUACACAAGGAAAACCUAGAGAGAAAGAUAGAUAGACAGACCUCUAGGUGGAAGCAAAGUAACAUAAACCAAUUGCUGAGAGGAGGCUCAGGAGCCAUCUCCACCAAGGUGUUUAUGGUGCAGGAAGCAUACACUUCAGCCUCAAACUUGGCAUGCUCUUCCAGAUCACUCUCACUAAAUGCAAAAACAAGAUACAGGUCUUGCAUACCUUAUAACUGGGCAGCCUGUCAUUCAGUCUUCACCUGCUGAAAUUCCCUCUUUACAUAAAGGUUUGGGAGCCUAUUCUCUUUUGCAUCUGGCCAUUGCAUCUAAUACCCAUGCUUAUUAUGCACUUAAUCUGUCAUCUAAUCAGUAUGGCUCACAUUUGGGGGUGGAGGGUUGGCUGCUGCUUGUAUAUAUUAUUACUGUUACAGCAGCCAGAUUUUCUGGAUUGUCGAUAAAAGUGUAUUUCUAUAGCAACAAACGUAUAUAGAGCUACCAUCCCCAUUACUUAUGUUAUAUGAAUUUUUAAAGGUUUGAGUCUUAAUCUUUGUUUUAACUUCUAGCACCAGAACCAGUCCAGAUUCUUCCUAAAACAAUUAACAGUACAUAUGAAACUUCAUUACAUAUAACCUAAGGCUAGGCCUUAGUUCUUUUUCUGUUUCUCUCUGACAUUCAUUUAUCAACUGGUUCAGCAUCCUGUGCUUUAAGCAUACAGUGUAUCUUAUUAGGAUGCUUCUUGCAAGCCUUUUCAUUGUUUUGAAUUUAGCUCAUUUUAAUGCACUUCUGUUGUGAGGUUUUCUGCUCCAGUUAUUGCCAAGUUCUUCCCAAAACAUGAAAACAUGCAUGCAAAAAAAGAUUUUUUUUACCUAUACGGCUAGUUCUGCUUUUUGAAAUUGGUUCACUAGAAUGAAAAUGGCAAGACUAGAAGCAAGGAGUACUUCACCUCCCAAUACUCUGACCUAAUCAAACAAUUUACUUGGAUCACUUCCUGCAACUGGCUUUGCACUAUGUUCUCCAAAAAACUUGAAAACUGAAAGGAGGCAGAAUUGAUAAAGCAUUUCAUUUGCAUUAAAUCAAAUGAGAAAUUUCCAAGAGAGUAUAAUGGAAGUUUCUGAAAAACAUAUCAUUCUUAUUGCAGACCAUGUGGAUAAAAGUGCUUAUCCUCUUGCAGAUCCAAAGAGACUACCACUCAGGUAGCUAUUGGAAAAAACUGGAACUCCUUAGAAAUCAAACUCGUAGUUGGGCUUAUCUUGCCCAAAUACAUCCUUCAUUUUCUUCCCAUAGAUGCAUCCAACUGGGGAUGAAAAGUUGCAGGGGAGGAAGGUGAGACUGUUACCUGACUAAACCUUGUCUGAUUCAGCUAAACCCCUAGAACCAUGUCCCAGCAAGCAGAAAACAGAAGCUAAAGGUGGGGCGGGGGGGACAUGAAUGUAGCAGUGAUUUUCUCCUGGUUUUUUUUUUAUGUCAAAAGAACAUGCCAUUGCAAUGUUGCCUUCUUAUAGGGGUAUGCAACCCACAUGUGGUCCCCCAGCAUCCUACGAUUGCAGCACUGAAAUUUGACAGCAAAAUGGCUGAAACGUUGGUACAGAAAUUUUAGUCCAUUUUUAGACCUUUUCUGGGAAUUAAGUAAGAGCAAUUUCAUCCCCAACAAUCAUCCCCAAAGAUAACAAAGGUGGCCCAAAGAUUUACCUAACCCUCUAUGUAAACAGUUGGAGGUCUACAACCUUAUGUCAUCAUCCAUGAAUUCAAAGGCAGAAGUAAUGGCAAGCAGUCUAAACAUAAUUCCUGCAAGUAUGAAUAAAAGAAAAUUGCAUGUAUGACAGCACUCUUCAUUUGGAUGCCAUGCAUAGAAUAAUAGAAAUGUGGAGUUGGAGGGACCACAAGGAGCAUCUUGUCAACCCCCUGCAAUGUACAGGAAAACCAAUUAACCCAUCCUCAAGCCUUGGCUGUCCAGCCUCUUCCUAAAAACCUCCAGAGAUAGAGAACCCACAACUUUUUCACUGCUGUACAGAUCUUACUGUCAGGAAGUUUUUCCUUAUAUUUAAAUGAAAUCUAGGUAGCUGCAACUUAUACCCAUUGUUUCUGGUCCAAGUUUUUGUGGCAAUGGAACAUCACAUUCAAGUUCAACACCAAGGCUGUCAUGGUUAGCAAUCUUGCCAAAAGAAACAUCUGACAUAGUAUGUACUUCACACAGUGCAUGAUUAACCUGUGCUAUUCAUUACCACAAUAUGUGAUGAUUACAAACCUGGGUGACUUUCAAGGAGAUUGGAUACAUUCAUAGAGGAUAGGUCUUUCAAAGACCAUUGGUUUGAAGACUCAAUGUUGCCUUUGGGUUGGGGUAGCAUGGUUUCAAAUAAUAGUUGGAGCAAUAGUGGAAGAGGGGCAUGUCUGCAUCUCCUGCUUGUGAACACCUCAGAGGCAUCUGAUUGGCCACAUUGAGAAACAAAAGCACAGGACUUGGCCUGAUCCAGCAAGACUGUUCUAAUAUUCUUAAGAUACUAUAUGAAAAACCAAGUAAGCUAGCAUAACCUUUAGCAGGGUCAAGCUAUUUAGUGAGAUAUUGGAAACUUUCCUUGUGGAGGCCAAAUAUAAAAAAUGAAGACUGAAAAUAUAAGUCAUAAUCUUUCUUUAAGACCAGCAAGCAACCCUCAAAGCACUAACUAUUAAAUGAAUGGAGGUCCCAGCAGAAAACAACAACAAUCUAUCAGUUGGGAAAAUUCCAAGCGGCCAAAUUCCCACAAGAAACCAAGUAACUCCUCAACCUGAUACCAGAAGCUCCAUAUUUUAGGUUCAAAUUGGUGGCAGAAAUAUUGUGCAGAUCUAGACAACCACUAUGGAUUGAUGAAUGCCGGAGAUGGCAUUGGACUCUUAAUUCUAACCCCCACUUAAGGAUAAGUCUAAUGCUUCACUGAAUUCCUUAUAUUCCAGUAAUUCAUUACAGUAUUUACGUAGAUCAUAAAACCAUAUCCAGUAUCAGAAGUCUGGAAAUGCUAUUUUUUUUCAUUCCCUAAAAGAUUAGGGAAAUCAGAACCAUUCUGGAUCUUAAAUGCUGAAUAUAUAUUUGAGCAUUAAACAUUUUGAUAAUGGUAAAUCUGAAGUUAAUCAUAGUGUAUCAGAAUAUGACUGGCUUUUAUUGAUCUUUUAGAAAUAUAUCCCAAUAUCCCCAUCUGGAAUUCCUCCAUUUUUAAACUCCUCAUUUUCAGGACAAAAUGUUUAUACUAGUUCCAAGGUUCUCUCUUUAGUUCUGGUAACUUAUUCGCAACCACAGGGUUAAGGACACAUAUGAUCUUCUUGGCUAUAUCACAAGUAUUUGGAGUCUAUCAAGACAUCAAUAACUGGAUUUUUUUGUAUAGGGAUGAUGAAAGGAAUUAUACAACACUGGAAAAAUAAUCUAUACCUGUUUUCCAGCACUGGAUUGGCAGUGUAUGUAAUCAAGAGAAAUCUGAAGACCUGGGGGCUUAGAUGAUAUUCUUAGAUGAUAUUCAGGAAAGAGGACUGGAAAAAUAAAAAAUACUGCAAAUCACUGACUGGCUAUCUAAGUGGUACUGAUGGAGGAGAUUUGGUUUCUGAGUCUAUCUAGAUGAUGGGCUGCUGGCAUAAAAUGGAUUAUGCCUCACAAGGACUGGUAAAAAAAUUAUUUAGUGAUCCUGAUUAGGCUACCUUUAAACUAAAUCCUGUGGAGAUGGAAAUUAAACAUUGAAGUGAGGACCUCAGAUAGACUUGUACACUGGAGACAGUGGAAGCAUUCCUGAACUACAGCCUCUUUAACCACUUUAAAAAAAAUCAGUACUCAAAGUUAAUGGUCAUUGUGGUCUAGAAUAGGAAAUAAACCAGAUGAGCUUGAGCUCAUUAUACAGAGCAGCAGAUAUGAUUUAAUAGGUAAAACAUAGUGAGAUGACUCCCAUGAUAGAAGUACAGCAAUUGAAGAAUUUAUUUGAUUCCAUAAGAAUACAUUUUUAAACAGGGAAUUUGAAUACUUCCCAAGCUAAUUAACAUCUUGAGCUAGUCAUUAUUUGACCACCAUUAAGGGACUAAAGCAAAUUAUAUCUCUACCACACUGGCUUGCCUGGACAACCAUUAUUCAUUAGAAAAGGUGUCUGCUUUGAACACAACCUCCUAUUCCUGUGACUCUUACUUCCCUCCCAAAAUGAAAUUCCCUCAGUGAAAUGCACAGGAAAAUGGGAAUUUCUUGCCUGAGAAUUUUUUUCCCCUCUAAGAUUCAUUGAGGUAAUCACACUUACUGCUUCAUGGGAUCAGCAAGUUUAGUUGGGAUCACAAGCAGAAUUUUGGCUUCUGCUGAUAGAUAUUUGUGAAAGAUUAUCAGUGAUUCCUGAGAUGCUUCCUCACCUGUUCCCUAAAUAAAUGGCCAUCUUGUUGUAUAUAUAGUUUGCGGUUACUUCACCCAGUUCUGUUAAGUGUCUCAUAUCACUUGAUAUAUCAACUUUCUGUUCCAACAAGGAGCUCAGAGGUCUGCAUUCUUCCACUCUGAGGUUGGGCAAUCCUGCUUUUCAUUUCCAGAGGAAGCACCAGCAAUUAGGGAAGGUCUUGGUAAGCUCAGAAAAACAAAAUUUUGCAGACCAAUUCCAGAAAAGCUGUUAAUAUGUUUAGGAUUCAACUGCCUUUCUUUCCAUUCCAUUCAUCAGGUAUACUUCCUAGAGCAAUUGAAGAAGUCAACAUUGGUUAAGGUUAUGCUCUCCUCAGCCCUCAGUCCACCUCUCUUUCUGGGCUAAGGUUGCUGUGAUUUCCAUGAGGAAAAAAAGUCUUCGUAAACUACAGCUACACAAAUAGUGAAACUGAAUGUUCAUGUUCUUCAUAAAUCUUCCUACAUUACAUUCCAUAAUUACAUGAAACCGAAAAUAAUUAUUUUUUUCAGGCUAACUGCCACUUUAAGAACUCUUACCUGAUUAAUCAGAUUUGUGUAUGAAUAAAAAUAGCCCUUCCAGAAAAAAUAUUUUUUUGUUUGAAGUGGUGGGCAUAUGUGUCACAGCACGAAUCAUCUUCACAGGGUUAUUUUGAACUGUUUGAGCAAGUAUGGGAAUAUGUGGUCCUCCAGUUACCGCUGAAAUACACCUCUCCAUUAAGCUAGCUAGCAUGACUAGUGAUGAACGAUAGUAGGAGUUCUGGUUCAGCAACAUCUGGAGGAUCCCUAUUCUCUUUGCUUAAGGGAGAAAGGACAGUCCCCUUGUUAAGAUGUUCGGUGACUCCUCCAGGCUGUUGUGGGAAUGUGGCAAAUCUUUCUUACCACAAAGAUUUGCUAGCUUAGGGAGCCUGCAGGUCUUGACAGGAUGGGAAGAUGCUUCUCAAAUUUGCUGAGCCUCAGUAUGAAAUGCUUGAUUGCUAUAUUCACCAUGUGCCCCAUUACCAUUGUCUAUAACCCCUUUCUUUCCAUAUCAUCCUAGAGGUCAGACGUAUUUGAGGGAGCAGAGUUUCUGUUGACAUACUUUUCAGAGAAAUUGAAUCAGACUGGGGCGGAUGACAAAAAGGCUCACUCUUUUAAAAGGUUUAGACAAUGGCAUACAAAAAAUGCAUUUAUUACCCUGUGGCUUCUAUUUUAUGAACUUUCUCUGUAAAAAAAAAAAAAAAGGAAGUGGCAAAGUGGCAUGUGUGGGCUUCAAAAUCAUUGUGUUAUAUUCAUACCAUGGAAGCAAUAAAAAAGUGAAGAAAA
Candoia aspera is the source of this 9558-nucleotide messenger RNA. RefSeq names its product ST3 beta-galactoside alpha-2,3-sialyltransferase 3 (gene ST3GAL3). The transcript has 12 exons. NCBI's taxonomy places the organism in Eukaryota, Metazoa, Chordata, Lepidosauria, Squamata, Candoiidae. The record is from RefSeq and is a predicted model, not a curated record. Bases 276 to 1406 code for a protein of 376 amino acids. Gene Ontology annotation, molecular function: sialyltransferase activity.